AUGAGUCGUUCGCCGCAGCAUCGCCGGGUGCAUCACCUAAACCCGGUGCGAACGAAGUUGCUCGCAGACAUACGGUCAGUCAACCGAAAUGCUCCCCUAUCGUCUGGACCAUCCGGGAUUAUGUCCAUGAUCAAUCGGAAAGCCAACCCGGAGUACAACCGGAAGCGAAUAUGGCAAGAGUUGAACAUGCCAACCGAGUGCGAUUUCCUCGGACCGAAUGUGUUCACCCUACCGGAGAGGCUGUUGAAACAUAGCUCGAAGCUGCGCCCGUCGCCGUUGUCCAAGCCGAGGACGGAAAGGGGCUCACAGAAAAAGAAAAUAAGAUCGUACACUGCGCUGCGAAAAGAUCGCGAAGAGUUCCGAAAGCGACUAAUCAAGCUAAUCGUACGGAAGGAUCACGAAAAAGACGACGAAGCGAACACGUUUCCGAACGUGGAGGAGCGGGAACUGCUGCGGUACUACCACUACAUUAGACAUGGUAUUGAUACAGUGCACGUGGCACCGAUCGACAAGCGCGUUCUUCAACGCAUUUUGAAACUCAUUCCAAAGCAUCUGGUCAAGUACAAAGAUGCCCUGCGUGGUAUAUUCGACGAGAUCAAAGAUGAUUACUCCUUUGCCGUCAAGAAGGCAGUGGUUGACUUUGUCCUCGGAGAUGCCAUGACCAAGUUCAUGAAGAAAGAAGACAUCACAGCAUCGCGAUUGGAGAUUAAGGAUUUGAAGUUAAAGUGGAAGCACCGGUACGACGAGAACCGGGUCAAGAUCAAGAGAAAUCUAUUCUCGAUCAAUGCCUGCUCGGAGCAGGUCUUGGAACUUUGGGACAGUACGUUCAAAAACUUGCUGCUGGUGGAUGUUAAGCAGCUGAUCGAAAAGGGUCAAGCUUAUGACCUUACGGAGUUUACGUCUACAGUAAACCAACAAAUCGAGGAAGCAAAGAUUACGUUGAACGAGAAAUGGUACGGAGCAAUCAAAGGCAUUUUUAACAAAGGUGUCAAGAAGAAGCUGAUCCCAGAUGAGACAACCAAACCGAAGAUGCUGAAGAAAUUCUUCAACUCGUUAGCUACACUCAUGACUCGCCAGUUGCAGAACUUGUGCGUCAAUAGCGUUAUGAUUUACACAAACUAUAUCUGUGAUGUCGGGAAAACAAAUCAAGGUUUUCGAUUAACAAUUCUAUUAGAGAACCAGGAUACGCUUUCGUUCAUUCCAAGUUUCGCAAGAUUUCAAAUCGAAAUCAUCAAGGUUAUCGACAACAUCGUUAAAGCUGUCAAGAGUUUCAAACGCAUUGAGAGACAGCUGAGACCGAAUUUUCCUUGCCCAGAUCCCAUGCUGAAGCCUGAGAUAUCUGGUGACGUAAUAUCCGAGUGCAAGCUGCGAAUCUAUGAUGUUCUAGAGGAGCAACGAAUCGGCCCGGAACUUCGGAUGCAAGACUUUGACCAGUACAUGACAUUGAUGAAUGGUACCGACAUAGACGAAAUCGAACACUUCAUGGAGAAGCGUCCGAAUUUUGAACAGUACUGCACGUACAUCCAGCACUACAAGCAAAUGGAAAAUAACGUGGCUAAGGAAAUCUACGGCGUAAUAUCGAUGGGUUUCUACGAGUUUCAUCGGGAGGGACUAAUCGAUACGCUGGAAGGUCUGGCUAAGUUUAUGCAGCAGGAGCUGAUCUCGAAGAUGACAGCUGAUCAGCAGAGUGCUGCCUUCCAACUAGCAAACGAUUACGAAGUGAUCGCUACGAAGGUACUGACCAUUCCGAAAGACACCGCCGAAUUAAUGUCGUUGAAAGCCUAUGCUAUCAAGAUGGAAGAAACAACCAUUCCGGAGAUGGAAGAGAGGCUGAAAACCAAUCUAAGCCAUCUGUUGUAUUUAACGGACUACACCAUCUUCACUCCGUUAGAGAUAAAACAGAAUAACAAUACAUUCCAGUGGUACAUGAAGAUGUCAACGAUCUUCCAGGACCAUAAGAACAUAAUCGCAGAAAAGGUGGUAGAAUACCAAGAUUCCUUGCGACGGAGAAUCGAAAAUUUCCGCCGAGACUUGGAGAUCUACUGGGGUCAGGUAAAGGAGUAUGACUCCUGGGGAGAAAUUAAGAACCUUCAAAAGUAUAAAAGGAAGGCUACUGCUCUCGACAAUAAACUGGUCACCGCGAUGGAGAAGAUCGACUUGAUCAACGAGGAAGAAAUUGCCUACGGAUGGGAACUGUCUCAGUAUCCACUUCGCAAGCAGUGUCAUGACAAACUGACUCCGUACAAGAAGUUGUACGAUGCGGGACAGGAAUUCAUGGAUAAGCAUGAAUUGUGGAUGCACUCCCAGGUCGGUUUGCAUGACCCUGAACAGGUGGAUGAGACAGUCAGUACGCUGUAUCGGACGGUUUACAAGCUUGAAAAGCAGUUUGCCGAUUCGUAUCAGACACAGAGAUUGGCGCACGAUAUUAAGAUUCGCAUCGAUCAGUUCAAAACGCAUCUACCAAUAGUUCAAACCCUAGGUAAUCCCGGUAUGAAGGAGCGUCACUGGGAACAGGUCUCGGAAAUUAUUGGAUUUCCCAUCAGAAUUGCUCCGGAUCUCACGCUGGAGAAAGUCAUCGACUACGGCUUGGAUGACUAUAUCCAAAGGUUCGAGACCAUUUCCGAGAGCGCAACCAAGGAGAACAACUUGGAGAAGGCAAUGAUCAAAAUGGUCAACGAGUGGAGCGAUAUGGCAUUCGUCGUGAUGCCGUACAGAGAUACGGGAACGUACAUCCUGUCGGCGAUUGACGACAUUCAGGUAUUACUCGACGAUCACAUCAUCAAAACGCAAACGAUGAAGAGUUCUUUGUACAUUAAACCUUUUGAAGCGGAUAUUUUGGCAUGGGAAAAGAAACUAACGCUAUUGCAGGAUAUCCUAGACGAUUGGCUUAAGGUACAGGCGACGUGGAUGUAUCUGGAGCCGAUAUUCUCCAGCCCGGACAUCCAAUCGCAAAUGCCUGAAGAGGGUCGUCGCUUCAGUGCGGUGGAUAAGAUCUGGAAGGAUCUGAUGAAGAACGUGUUCGCCGACACGAAAGUCCUAGCGGUCCUUGAAAUAGACAAAAUGUCGGAGAAAUUGAAGAAGUCGUACAGCCUUCUGGAGAUCAUUCAGAAGGGUCUCAACGAGUAUCUGGAGAAGAAACGUCUCUACUUCCCACGGUUCUUCUUCCUCUCCAACGACGAACUGCUGGAGAUCCUGUCGGAAACGAAGAAUCCUACCCGUGUGCAACCACAUCUGAAGAAGUGCUUCGAAGGAAUCGCCACGCUGCACUUCACUGAAUCGCUUGAUAUUACCAUGAUGCGAUCGAGUGAAGGCGAAGAGGUUCAUCUGGUCGACGAGGUGUCGACCAGCAAGGCCAAGGGACAGGUGGAGAAAUGGCUUCUGGAUCUGGAAACAUCGAUGAAGAAGAGCGUUCACAUCAAGAUUGACGAAUCCUACGAAUCCUACACUAAGACAGUGCGCCAUGAAUGGGUCUUAAUGUGGCCAGGACAAUGCGUACAAAGUAUUUCGUGUGCCUUCUGGACGCUAGAGGUCACUCUGUGUUUUGACAGUGCCGAUCCGUUAGAAGCCCUUGAAGAAUACAAGGAAACCUGCAAGACUCAAAUAUCACACAUCGUAGAUUUGGUGAGAGGAAAGCUAGCCCUCCAGAACCGAAUUACAUUGGGAGCAUUGAUCGUGCUAGAUGUACAUGCUCGAGAUGUUCUGACGGAACUCAUUGAAAAACAAACCACCAAAUCGGACGAUUUCAAUUGGCUAGCUCAGUUUAGAUACUACAUGGAAGAGAAGAACCUAUCAACCAGGAUGAUCAAUUCAACCCUUAUGUAUGGCUACGAAUACCUGGGUAACACUUCACGAUUGGUGAUCACUCCCUUGACUGAUCGGUGUUUCCGAACCUUAUUCGGUGCGCUGCAUCUACACCUGGGUGGAGCUCCCGAAGGGCCCGCAGGAACUGGAAAAACCGAAACCACGAAAGAUUUGGCAAAAGCAGUCGCCAAGCAGUGCGUCGUGUUCAAUUGUUCCGAUGGGUUGGACUAUAUCGCAUUGGGCAAGUUCUUCAAAGGACUGGCAUCCUGCGGUGCGUGGUCCUGCUUCGACGAGUUCAAUCGUAUCGAUCUGGAAGUGCUGUCUGUCGUAGCUCAACAGAUCCUGACCAUACAGCGAGGCAUCAAUUCAGGCUCACCGACGCUGGUGUUUGAAGGAACCACUUUGACUUUGGAUCCGACAUGUGCCGUUUUCAUUACCAUGAAUCCUGGCUAUGCGGGACGGUCAGAUCUUCCCGAUAACCUUAAAGCAUUGUUCCGCUCCGUGGCCAUGAUGGUACCGGACUAUGCACUGAUCUCCGAGAUUGAACUUUACUCGUACGGUUUUCUGAAUGCAAAACCACUGGCCAUCAAAAUCGUUGCAACGUACCGUCUGUGUUCUGAACAGUUGAGUUCUCAACCGCACUAUGACUACGGAAUGCGGGCGGUCAAGUCGGUACUGAAGGCGGCUGGUGCGUUGAAACUGAGGUAUCCCGAUGAACUAGAGGAUAUUCUGGUGCUGAGAUCGAUCAAGGAUGUCAACUUGGCCAAAUUUUUGAACCAGGACGUUCCAUUGUUCCAGGGAAUAAUAUCGGAUUUGUUCCCUGGAGUGGUUCUGCCGGAACCGGACUAUGUGGUGUUCAACACAGCCGUACAAAAGGCUUGCGAGCACAACAACAUGCAGUGUACUCCGUUCUUCCUCGAAAAAGUGCAGCAACUGUACGAAAUGAUUAUCGUGCGGCAUGGUUUGAUGCUGGUUGGACCUCCCUUUGGGGGAAAGACUACAGCUUACCGGAUGCUAGCCGAAGCCCUGGGCUAUAUUGAGGAACAGGGUGAAAUGGGUGAACACAAAGCUCAAUACACUGUAAUUAAUCCGAAGGCGAUCACGAUGGGGCAGCUGUACGGUCAAUUUGAUCCCGUUUCACAUGAAUGGAGCGAUGGAAUAUUGGCGGUCAGUUACCGACAGUUCGCCGUCAGUACGACUCCCGAUAGAAAGUGGUUGAUAUUUGAUGGGCCAGUAGAUGCAAUUUGGAUCGAGAAUAUGAACACCGUACUGGACGACAACAAGAAGCUGUGCCUGAUGUCCGGAGAGAUUAUCCAGCUAGCACCGACGACGAAUUUGAUAUUUGAAGUAAUGGACCUAGAUGCCGCCUCACCGGCUACCGUAUCACGAUGUGGAAUGAUCUACCUGGAACCAAGCACACUAGGAUGGGAACCUCUUCUGGAAUCAUGGAAAAACACUCUGCCACCAUCGCUUCACUCGGUCAACAAACAAGUAAUAACGCAGAUGUUCAUACGAUUUUGUCCCAUUCUCCUGUGGUUCGUUCGCAAGGGUGGGGUUAGAGAGAUGAUGCCAACUUCCGACUCGAACCUGGUGAAGUCGGUGAUGAAUCUUUUUGACUGUUUCAUGGAUGACUAUCGAAACGAGACCUACAUGAAAGCGGUGUCCGAAGUGGACGUACGAGCGCAGCUAGAAGGUGUGUUCUUCUUUUCCUGCAUUUGGGCUGUCGGAGGACCGCUAGAGACGGAGAGUCGAGCGAAAUUCAGCGAACUGUUCCGUGCAUUGACGGAAAAGGUGUUUCCACCGGAGAUUAAUGACAAGUUCAAAAUUCCAACAAGCCUUCAGGUACCGAACCUGACAAAACCAUUCAUUUUCCAAAUCCCGAAAGGCGGUACCGUAUUCGACUACCACUUUACAAAGGAAGGCAAAGGUAAAUGGCGUCCUUGGGCCGAAGAGAUUGGACAGACCAUAAAUAUCCAGCGUGAUAUGCCUGUAAAUCAGAUAAUAGUUCCAACUGUGGAAACCAUUAGAAUUACAGCUCUGCUUGAGCUGCUCAUUCAGCAUGGAAAGUAUCUGCUGCUGGUAGGCCCUACUGGAACGGGUAAAAGCGUCUACACGAUUGACUUUUUGCUGAAACGAAACGAUACCAACUUAUACAAACCAUUGCUGAUCAACUUCUCGGCACAGACUUCGGCCAAUCAAGUUCAGGACAUUAUAAUGUCAAAGCUGGACAAGCGACGCAAAGGUGUCUACGGUCCUCCCCUGGGGAAGAAAUGCGUCGUGUUCAUCGAUGACGUUUCUAUGCCCCUCAAGGAGACUUAUGGGGCACAGCCGCCGAUUGAGAUUGUUCGGAUGUUCCUCGAUCAUUCGAUAUGGUACGAUCGGAAAGAAGUUGUUCCAAUGAAGCUAGUCGAUCUACAGCUGAUGUGCGCUAUGGGACCGCCCAGUACAGGAAAUACAGUAACACCAAGAUUCUCAAGACAUUUCAAUACGAUCGCUCUGGAUGAGUUUGAUGAUGCAACGCUGACGGGGAUUUUCAGCAAGAUCGUUCUUUGGCAUUUGGAUACGCGAGGAUUUUCAAAAGAAUUCGAUCCUUGUAUUGACGAAAUUGUACUGUCAACGUUGCAGAUUUACAGAGAGGCACGGAGGAAGCUGCUGCCAACACCGGCCAAAUGUCACUACCUUUUCAACCUGAGAGACUUCUCCCGAGUGAUUCAGGGAGUUCUGUUAUCGGUCCCAGAGGGUACGGAGAGUCUCAACUCAAUACGAAGAAUGUGGGCUCAUGAGAUCAUUCGCGUGUACGGCGAUAGGCUGGUCGAUGAUACCGAUCGUGAAUGGUUGUUCAACGAGCUAUGCACGGUCAUCGACAAGUACAUGCAUGAAGAUCCAAAGGAUCUUUUCGAUAGAUUUGUCGAGGGCGGUCAGCUAAAGGAAUCCAAUCUUCGGGGAUUGAUGUUCUGUGACUUUACGAAUCCAAAGGCCGAUACCAAGCUGUACCUGGAGGUGCAAGACAUGGAAGAUCUUGGCUUUGUGGUGGAGUCAUAUAUUGUUGAGUACAACAACAUGUCCAAGAAACCGAUGACACUGGUGUUGUUCCGGUUUGCCAUCGAACAUUUGUCGAGAAUUUGUAGAAUCAUCAAACAACCACGAAGCCAUGCGCUGCUGGUGGGAGUUGGAGGUUCUGGUAGGCAAUCGUUGGCCAGAAUUGCUUCCCACAUUUGUUCAUACGAGUUGUACCAGGUGGAAAUAUCACGGCAAUACGGAAUGACAGAAUGGCGCGAAGAUAUGAAGAACCUUCUGAAGAAGGUUGUAUCAUCGGAUCAACACAUUUGUUUCCUCUUUACGGAUACUCAAAUCAAGGAAGAAUCUUUUCUGGAAGAUAUCAAUAAUUUGCUUAACUCGGGUGAAAUUCCCAAUCUUUUCACGAACGAAGAAAAGUCAGAAAUCAUAGAAAAAAUGAGACAGCUAGAUCGACAAAAAGAGAAGUCACAGCAAACUGACGGAAGUCCUGUCGCACUGUUCAAUCUGUUUGUAACGAUUGUUCGCGAUCAGCUGCACAUCGUGCUGUCGAUGUCUCCCAUUGGAGAUUAUUUCCGUAAUCGCGUGAGAAAGUUUCCAUCGAUUGUUAACUGCUGUACCAUUGAUUGGUUCCAACCAUGGCCAAAAGAUGCCUUGGUGGCCGUUGCCACCAAAUUCCUGUCUACCGUCGAGAUGCCAGAUAAAGAGCGCAACGUAUGCAUUGACAUGUGCAUGGAGUUCCACACGUCUACCCAGGAGCUAUCCGAUGAAUUUAUGCUACGGUUGAGUCGACAUAACUACGUGACCCCUACCUCCUAUCUAGAGCUAAUCCAUACCUUCAAGACGUUGCUGGAUAAAAAGAGAACGGACGUCCUAACCGGCAAGAAUCGUUACUUGACAGGGCUUAAACAGCUGGAGAUUGCAGCCCAACAGGUCGGGGUGAUGCAAGAACAGCUGGAGGCUGUACAGCCGCAGCUGAAGAUUGCUGCCGAGACAGUGGCCCACCAGAUGGCCAAGGUCCAAGCAGACAGUGAGGUUGCGGCCGUACAGAAGGAACUGGUCAAGAAGGACGAAGCUGUCGCGCAGGAAAAGGCAGCCGCUGCCAAUGAGAUCAAAGAGGAUUGUGACGCGAAAUUGGCAGAUGCGAUGCCAAUCUUGAACACGGCUCUUGAGGCGCUGAACACGUUAACACCGGCUGACAUAACGAUCGUGAAAACGAUGAAAAGUCCACCGAUCGGAGUGAAGAUCGUGAUGGAGGCGGUGUGUAUCCUGAAGGACUUGAAGCCGGAUCGUGUUCAGGCCCCGUCUGGAGUGGGUAUGGUGGAGGAUUACUGGGGUCCAGCGAAGAAGCUUCUGGGUGAUAUGAAGUUUAUGGAUGGGCUGUUGAACUACGAAAGGGACGACAUUCCUCCGAGGGUGAUUCAGAAGCUGGAGGAGCGUAUUCUGAACAAUGAAAACUUCGAUCCCGACAAGGUUAAGACGGCCUCCAUGGCUUGUGAAGGUUUAUGCAAGUGGGUGAUUGCGAUCGCUAAAUACGAUAAGGUUGCGAAGGAAAUUGCUCCGAAGAAGUUGGCACUGAAGGAAGCUGAUGAAAAGAGCAAAGAAGCCAUGAAUGAACUGAACCAGAAGUUGGAACAGUUGGCGAUUGUGGAGGAAAACUUGGUCGAACUACAGAGAAAGCUAGACGAACAGAUCCAACAGCAUUCCAAGCUGCAAGCAAACGUGGAACUGUGCAUGAAGAAGUUGGAACGGGCAACGGAAAUCAUAACCGGCCUAGGAGGUGAAAAGGAUCGCUGGGAACUAGCUGCGACUAACCUGGCACGGGUUUACGAUAACUUGACGGGUGAUGUGCUAAUCGCAUCAGGAGUUGUUGCCUAUCUUGGUCCAUUUACCAUCCAGUUCCGAGCCCAGCAGAUUAAGCGUUGGAUAGUUAGUUGCCUUGACAAGGGUAUUGUGUGUUCGCAAGAUUUCCAACUAGCAAAUGUUUUGGGAAAUCCGGUGGAUAUUCGAGCUUGGAACAUCUUUGGGCUGCCAAGCGAUGCGUUCUCUGUGGAGAGUGCCAUCAUCAUUCACAAUGCUCGUCGUUGGCCGUUGAUGAUCGAUCCCCAAGGUCAGGCCAAUAAGUGGGUCCGUAAUAUGGAAAAAGCCAACCGGAUUUGUAUAAUUCGGUUCAAUCAGCCCGAUUAUACGAGGGUGCUGGAAAACGCUAUCCAAUUUGGGCUACCUGUGCUGUUGGAGAACGUCGGAGAAGAGAUUGAACCUCUGCUGGAGCCCAUAUUGCUCAAGCAGGUCUUCCGGCAAGGUGGAACAAUGUGUAUCAAGUUGGGAGAUUCCAUAAUUGAAUAUAAUGACUCGUUCAAAUUCUAUAUAACGACGAAGUUGCGUAACCCCCAUUACCUACCCGAGAUCGCCGUCAAGGUCACUUUGUUGAACUUUAUGAUCACCAAAACGGGAUUGCAAGAUCAGCUUCUGUCGAUAACGGUUGCCCGAGAACGACCCGAUCUGGAAACAGAAAAGAACGCCCUGAUUGUACAAGGCGCCGAAAAUAAGCGCCAACUGCAGGAGAUAGAAGACAAAAUCCUGCAAGUGCUCAGCUCCGAAGGCAAUAUUCUCGAGGAUGAAACGGCUGUGUCGGUCCUAAGUUCUUCAAAGACGCUAGCCAACGAAAUCAACGAAAAACAGAUCAUUGCCGAAACGACUGAACGUCAGAUCGAUAUCGCCCGGUUGCAGUAUACGUCGAUCGCCGCUCACUCGACGAUCCUGUUCUUCACAAUUGCAGACCUGGCGAACAUCGAUCCGAUGUAUCAGUACAGUCUGAAUUGGUUCGUCAAUUUGUUCACGGCAGCGAUCGAUAACACCGAAAAGGUAGACGAAGUCCCGGCCCGGUUAGAGGAUCUUAGGACCUACUUCACCUACAGUCUGUAUGAGAAUAUCUGCAGGAGCCUGUUUGAGAAGGAUAAGAUUUUGUUUUCACUACUGCUCACUACGAACCUGCAGUUUGAGGAGGGCAAGGUCGAUCGGACAGAAUUUAUGUUCUUGCUAACCGGCGGCGUAGGAUUGGACAAUCCCGACGCCAAUCCAACUGAAUGGCUUCCCUCGAAAUCCUGGGAUGAGAUAUGCCGACUCACUACGUACGUAGCGUUCACAGGCCUUAAGGAACAUGUCGUUGGAAAUCUGAGACGAUGGAAGGCAUUGUUCGAUGACGAUACUCCUCAGAGUGCCGAACUUCCCGAACCAUGGAAGUCGAACUUGACCUCUUUCCAAAAGUUGCUUCUUUUAAGAUGCUUCCGUUCGGAUAAACUGGUACCGGGUAUUGAAAUUUACGUUGAAGGUGUCAUGACCAGCAAAUACGUUGAACCACCGCCGUUCAACCUAUCCGCUUCGUACGAUGAGUCCAACUGCUGUGUACCGUUGAUCUUUGUGCUUACUCCGGGAGCUGAUCCAACAGUGACUCUGCUUCGUUUUGCUGACACCCAAGGUAUCGGAUCGAAUCGCCUGUACUCCCUAUCGCUAGGUCAAGGCCAAGGUCCCAUUGCGACCAAGAUGAUCGACGAGGGAACCAAGUUCGGUAAUUGGGUGCUACUGCAAAAUUGUCAUCUGGCGCAAAGCUGGAUGCCAACGUUGGAACGAAUCUGCGAAAGCUUCCAGCCCGAUACGACCCAUCCCGAUUUCCGACUGUGGUUGACAUCCUACCCAACGGAACAUUUCCCGGUGGUCGUUUUGCAGAAUGGAAUCAAAAUUACCAACGAACCGCCGAAGGGGCUUCGGAUGAACAUUGUCCGAUCGUACAUGAGCGAUCCCAUCUCCAAUGUAGAAUGGUUCGAAGCGUGCAAACAGUCAGCCAGUUUUAAGAAGCUGCUCUUUAGCUUAUGCUUCUUCCACGGAAUCGUUCAAGAGCGACGCCAAUUUGGCCCGAUUGGAUGGAACAUACCAUACGAGUUCAACGAAACCGAUCUCAGUAUUAGUCUAACGCAGUUGCGAAUGUUCUUGGACGAGUACGAAGAGGUCCAGUACGUAGCGCUGCGCUAUCUGACUGGAGAGUGUAACUACGGCGGACGAGUCACGGAUGAUUGGGAUCGCCGAUGUUUGAUUACACUAUUGGAAAAGUUUUACCACAAGGAUGUUCUGGAGGUGGACGGUCACGUGCUGGAUGAACAGGGAUUAUACCAGAUUCCCGAUUUGAAGGAGCACGAAGAGUUUAUGACGUAUAUUAGGGAACUACCUGUGAUCGCCAAGCCGGGCGUGUUUGGCUUACACGAGAACGCCGAUAUAAUCAAAGACCAGAAAGAGACGGAUUCGCUCUUGACGAAUACGCUGAAUACUCAGACCACUUCAACUGGAGUUUUCCGUGAAACUCCCGCUGAAAUAGUCAUCCGCGUGUCGACCGACAUCCUCAGGCGUCUACCGAAGGAAUUCGAUCGGGAUGCUACACUGGAGAAAUAUCCAACCAGUUACCAUCAGAGCAUGAAUACAGUUCUGGUACAAGAGAUGGUCCGGUUUAACCAGUUACUCGCCUGUAUUCGUACCAGCUUGACAACUGCUAGCAAAGCGAUGCAAGGACUGGUGGUCAUGUCUCCGGACAUUGAAGAAGUCGUCGCUUCAGUGCUGGCAGGACGCAUUCCGGCACUUUGGGCCAAGCGAUCCUAUCCGAGCUUGAAGUCAUUGGGAAGCUACAUCAUGGAUUUUCUAGCUAGGCUGCAAUUUUUGCAGAGAUGGUACGACAACGGACCUCCCGUGGACUUUUGGCUAUCGGGUUUCUUUUUCACUCAAGCUUUCCUGACGGGAGCUCAGCAGAAUUUUGCCCGGAAGUACGUAAUUCCAAUUGACCUGCUGGUCUUUGACAAUACGAUUCUUACGGAGACAAAGUUCGACGAUCAACCGGAAGAUGGAGUGUACGUGUACGGAUUGUUUCUGGAAGGUGCACGGUGGGAUAAGAAGAAGGGCUAUCUGCAGGAAUCCUUCCCUAGAGUUUUAUUCGAUACGAUGCCGCAUCUCUGGAUGUUACCUCUGAAGCAGGACGACCUUGUUCUACGACACACCUACAACUGCCCGGUGUACAAAACUGCAGAACGUCGGGGUAUUCUGUCGACCACAGGACACAGUACCAACUUUGUGAUUGCACUCAACCUGGACUGCGAUCCAUCGUCCGAACCCGAACACUGGAUCCGACGGGGAACUGCAUUACUAUGUCAACUGAGUAAUUAAU
Messenger RNA from Ochlerotatus camptorhynchus, 12022 nucleotides. It is a transcript of the gene Dhc36C, whose product is annotated as Dynein heavy chain at 36C. The record is from RefSeq and is a predicted model, not a curated record. The transcript is spliced from 19 exons. Gene Ontology annotation, molecular function: ATP binding; minus-end-directed microtubule motor activity; ATP hydrolysis activity. Bases 1 to 12021 code for a protein of 4006 amino acids. Gene Ontology annotation, biological process: microtubule-based movement. NCBI's taxonomy places the organism in Eukaryota, Metazoa, Arthropoda, Insecta, Diptera, Culicidae. Gene Ontology annotation, cellular component: dynein complex.